AUGAGUUUCAGAUCUGUCUACCGCUCUCUGCAGGAGGUGUUCCCUCAGGUACGGUGAAAUAAAAUUCUUAGGUCUUCUUGGUGCCCACUUUGUGCUAUUGAUGCAUCCCGUCAGCUGAUGGUUUUGAUUCCGUUGGUGAGGCUUGUCUUGCCUUCUCACCAAUUAGAUUUUUUUUUCUUCGGGAAAUUAGUUAUAGAGAUUCAAAUCUUUCGUUUAUGCUCACUAUUUAUCGUCAAAAACCUUGGUGUAAAUUUUUUUGGGUUCUAUCAAGUAUAAUUUGCACCAUAUUUACAAUCCAUUCAUUCUUAUGAAUUGUAUACCGAUUCUUAAGUGACUAAAAUGUCUCUUUAUUCAAAAUAAUUCAUAGAAUUAUAAUUUUCUUUACUCUCUGCCUAUGGCUUAUGCUUUUUUUUACAAGUUUCCAUGGACUGGUGUUAUCAGGAACUGUGAUCUAAUCAUUUUUUUCUUACAACAACAUUUACUCAAUCUUUCUUACCGAUUACAUGUGAUGCCACUGCACCAAAUUUUCUGUUUUCGAUCUUUCAUUUCAAUCAGAAAGGGGGAUCGUGACGUAGUCAGAGUCAAAUAUCUCUACAAGGGGGGUGGACAAUUUGAGAAUAGUGCAGCUUUAAUUUACUGAUUUCGACUGACGAGGACAUGUUUUAGUGGAUUGAUUUUGAAAAUAUUGAAGACCUAGUUUUUCUUGUUCAUCAUAUCCUAGAUUCAAGUAUAUUUAGGGUUCCAUUCGUACUAUCAUCGGUAUUGGAAAAAAAAAUUUCAACGAAUAACUACUUUUUGGUACAGAUUAUGGGGCUCAUAUUGGAUCGUUAUUUAGAAAAUGCAUGAGGUCUGAUGCUUUUUUCUCCUGUGUCUUUCAGCUUUUGGUCCCUAAAAUGUCCCCCAUUCCAUCCAACAUUUUUUUAUAAAUGUUUGUCUGAUCUGAGUUAGUUUUUAUGCUAAUAUAUAAUCCAGACAAUCCUGUAACUGGGUUCGCAUGUAUAUCAUACUAAUGUCACUUGAAAAACUUGAUAAUUGCUGAUGGUUAGAUUUUGUCCCAGAAUAUAGAUUGUGGAAAACCUCUCUUGAUUGCUCACCUUUGACCUAUGUUUUUGUGACUUCUGGAUUGUUGUGUGUCUGUUUCACAAACGUUCACUUGUACCUUGCCAUUUCCCUAGGGAUCUUGGUAAUGCUUCAAGUUUAUGUAGAACAUCUGGCAUGACUUGGAGAUAGCAAGGACUGUUGGAUUGGUUAUUGUUUCGGAAACUGAAUUAUGUUGUCCACCACACUGAAUUAGAUGUCACAUUUUCAUAUUACAUCAAUUUUUUAAUACACGGAGUACAAUUUCUUCAAAUCCUUGAACCAUGUGGAAGAGUUAUUGCCCUUGUAGCUUUGUUUUCUUGUGGCUACUAUUUUCAUACAAACAAUGUAACCAAUUCAAAUCCUUUUGUGUCACAGGUUGAUCUACGUGUAUUGAAAGCUGUUGCUAUUGAACAUUCUGGGGAUGUUGAUGCAGCUGUUGAGUUUAUCCUUUUGGAAGUCUUACCCUCUUUAGGUGUUCAACAAGAGGAAUCUUUCUCUUCUGUUGGUGCUCCACAGAACAAUUCCAAAUCACCGGAAGGUUAGAAACUCUAUCAUUUGUUUCGUGAUAUAAUAAUGGCUUUCCAGGUUUUGAUCAUGAAAUUAAUUUUUUUCUUUUUACUGCUUCCACAAUUUUUGCAAUAGCGACUUUCAUUUCACUCCAGCAUGGUUGUACAACACUGCUGUCCUUUCUCAGUUAGCACUGAAACCGCAUGCUUAACGAAUGAAUCACCUAGUACUUCAACUUGACUAUUUACAGAGUCUUAAGCUUCUAUAGUGUUCUGGCAUCCCUUGUUGCUUCAUUAAUAGUUGUCUUGAUUUACAUUUGUAGUUGAUCUCAGCAGUCUGGGCUUUUCAUCGACGUCUAGAAAUGAGGACGCAAGUUCUUCUGUACAUACAGAUUCAGGGGAGUUGAUAGAAGGCACUCAUGGAACCGGUAAUAACAGUGCCUCCUUGCAUGCCAGUUCACCGAGAGUAGACAAAGCAACAUUGGCUGCUUCCUCCCAUGAAUUUAUUGCUGAGCCAGAAAAAAAUGAUGUUCCCUUGGGGUAUCAAGAACAUUUAAUUGAGGAUGUUUCAACUAAGUAUUCUGAUCCAACGGCUCUGACAUGUGGGAAUACUUUUGAUUCUAAAAAUGCCAAUUUAUCUGUGUCCAGUGUCAGUGGACCCCCUUUUAAUAUUCAGCAUGAUGCCACUGGUAGUCAGUCAUCGAUCUGUGAAGUUGAAGAACCUACCCAACCGGAAAAUAACCACCUUGAACCGAAUCCGGACUCAUCCUCUGUUUUAGGUUUGAUGCAAUGCAAAGAUCCUCUUGUGGAUUCGAGCAGCGCUCUUCUAGCUCGUCUCCAAGAAUUAAAUGGUCUAGAAUACCUUCCAGGGUCUAGCCUGGUAUCCCAAAACUUUUCUGCAUCAUCUAUUGAAGAGAAUCCAAGUUCUGUGAAGCUUAGACCGGUAUCAGAGAAAGAUGAAAGCACUUCUUGCAAUGUACAUAAGGAAGACCUGGUAUGUUCUGCAGAUACUGUUGAUGAACUCUUGGUCCUCAGCACUGAGGAACCUAUUGAUGACAAUCAUACUGCUACAGAGAUUUCUGCACGAUCUAGUCAGGUUGUCAGUGUUGAAUGUCUUGAAGAGUUUGUUACUGAUUGCAAAGGCAUCAAGGUACAUAAAUUUGCCUUUAAUCUGUUUCCUUGACAAGUAACUUUUCCAUCACAUGAUGUUAAUGUAUACUUCCGUGUUGAAGAAUCAAGUUUUCAUGUGCUCAUGUGGUUUCCAAUUGCUAAAUUCAUCUUCUUAUUCCAAACCUUUUUUAAAGCUAAGUAUUUAUGUACCUUUUGUGUCCGUUUCUUCUCUAAUUCGGUAGACGCAAGAUAGCAAUUUAAUUAUUCGUUUAUCUGGACAUUAUGGAAGUAUUUUUUUGGGUAGUUGUUUUGUUACUUAUGAUUAAGAAUUUAUGGACAUUGGUAUUUUUCUAACUACUGGUAUUUCAGUGAUAGGCUAUUGCAUACAGAAAUUUGAAACUAGAGGUCUACCUCUCACAUGUGCUGUUUUAUUGUGAGGGUGAGAGAACUCCGCUCAGUUCUCAAUGGAGACUACCCUAUAGAUUGAUCACGAUUUUAUAAAGGAAAGCCUUAUAUUGUGAAGUUGUGUCUUCAGUAAUUCUGUUCUAAUAGUUAGUGUGCAUGUAUCUGUACUAAAGCUCUUAUACACGACCAGUUCAAUGUAGCAUUGAGCCUGAUGAACAUGAUGAGCAUCUGUGCUUAGCUUGUGUGGUAGUGUCGAGAAUACGAGGGCAUUACUAUCUUUUGUUCUAUCUUUAAUUACUUAUUCUGUUUUAUUCAUAGCGCCUCUUGAUUUUGUCUUUUGAGGGUUAGCUCUAUAUGCGAAUAAUUGGGAGGCGCUGACUGAGCUAUUUUUUUAGACCUUCAUCUCCCUUCUUUCCCAUCUUCUCCUCCUUUCUAUUUUUUUUACAACUUUAAAAUUAUACCUACUUUCGUGAAAUUUGUCCAGUUUGACUGAUAUGAUUCGCAUCCAUGCUUGAUCUAGUAUAACUGAUCUUAUUCAUUGUUUAUGUUAUUCUCAUGUCAUUUCCUCCUAUAGUGUUCAUUUUUUCUUUUAAAACAUUGUUCUUACUCACCAAAUCAGUAAAGUUGAUUUGCAUUUGUAGAGCCAUACCCCAACAUGGUGAUCAUUUCAUGCUCUUACUAUAUAGUCUGUAUUUGUAUCAGUUUAUUGGCAGUUAUUUUUCUGUAUUCAUCCCCAUGACACGAAAAACUGUUUAGUUUCUACCGUUUAUUUUGUCUUGUCAAUUCCUUAAGUUUCUUUUUGUUUAGUUCCUUAAAUUUGGAUCAAGAGUACAAAUGAUUGAUUUUUGUCCUUUACAAAUGAUAUAUACUCAGAAUGUUAUGGUUUCUGAAAUCGAGUCGAUAGUUGAUUUGAUGAAACAAGUGGAUCUUUGUGAGAAGGAAGCCAAUCUGGCUAAAGAAGAGGCCUCCAAAGCUGGUUUAGACAUCCUCGCAAAAGUUGAAGACCUUAAGGAAAUGCUAAAGCAUGCCAAAGAAGCAAACAACAUGGUGUAGUAUUCAGUCUCUUUUCACUUAUAAAACAAUUGCUUAACCUAAGUUAUGAACUGAUAAAUCCUGAUAUUUUCACAGCAUGCUGGUGAAGUUUAUGGUGAAAAAUCCAUAUUAGCUACUGAGGCGAAGGAACUUCAAUCUCGGCUUCUCAGUUUAUCUGCAGAGAGACAUAAAACACUGGCGACCAUUGAGGAGGUGCGCACUAAUUAUUUAAUGAAUGUUGUUUUGAUUUUUGAUGUUAGCAGGCAAAAUGCUGACCUUUUACGUUAAAAUCGAACCAUUUAUCUGCCCCUACCUCCCAAGCUUGAUACAUUUGAUAUCAUUUGGGAGAAAGUUGUGAUUACACAUGGAAAAUGUUCUUCUUUGUCUGACUUUCAAGCACUAUUUUCUUAGAUUCGGCAAACACUUAAAGCCCGUGUAGAUACGGCAGAGAGAGAAAGAAUUGAAGCAGAGCAAGAGAAGUAUGAGAAAGAAGAAACAGCCCGUAGAGCACUUGGCGAGCAGGAGGCUAUCAUGGAUAGGGUGGUUCGGGAAUCUAAGAAGCUCCAUCAAGAAGCUGAGGAAAACUCAAAGGUAUUUCUCUUUUUCACUUGCAAUAUUUCUUCCAUGAACCUUCUGCGAAUGAUCUGCAUAUCGUGAGAAAAUAAGCAGCACCCAAUGCUAUCCACAGGGAACACUUAUCGUCGAACCUUGUGAGGAGAAUCAUUUCUCUCCUGCAUUAUAUGAUACAGAACCAUUAUUAACAUGCUGAUUCGCGAUAUAUUCAACCCUUCUUCUUCUUCUUCAAAACGAUGCAAAAACAGAUUAUAAUAACCAUUCGGUUGGUAUUGUUAGCAAAGUUCUCACGUUUCUGUUGCCUGCCCACGCUGCAGCUGAGGGAGUUUCUGAUGGAAAGAGGGCGUCUAGUCGACACAUUGCAGUGAGUCCUCUCGAACCUUGUCGUGUAGAUUCAUUAGUCAAAAAGAACCUUCUAUAAAUAGAAAUCAUUGGCCGGACUCCAAGAACCAAGCUCUGUGAUUUACUUGGAGGGUGGGCUUUGGAUCGAUUUGCAGGGGAGAAAUAUCCGUCAUCUGUGCGGACGUAUUAUUACUUAAAGAGCGGGUCGACCAUCGCAUGCCCCUCGGAAGAUCUCCGUCGUCAAGUCAGAUCCUGACCAGCUUGGCUUCUUCGACUUCCUCCUCCAUGAGCUCCGCUUCAGAGAAGCUCCUGGCCGGCGCGGUGCGAUCUGACGACCCCAGAGGGGAGAACCUGGAGGGCCAGGGUUCCAAGCACCUGGAAGAGAAGCUUCUCUCUGCUGGGGAUCAUCAUCAGCACAGUGCUUUGGGAGAUGAUGACUGGGAGUACUUCGACCGUGACUCUGAGCUGAUGAAUUGA
Spirodela intermedia is the source of this 5525-nucleotide messenger RNA. The record is from the annotation of a GenBank genome assembly. Lineage: Eukaryota; Viridiplantae; Streptophyta; Magnoliopsida; Alismatales; Araceae.